This is a messenger RNA of Cheilinus undulatus (humphead wrasse), 7261 nucleotides long. Its product is annotated as period circadian protein homolog 2-like. The record is from RefSeq and is a predicted model, not a curated record. Gene Ontology annotation, cellular component: cytoplasm; nucleus. Gene Ontology annotation, molecular function: transcription cis-regulatory region binding; transcription corepressor binding. The transcript has 22 exons. Lineage: Eukaryota; Metazoa; Chordata; Actinopteri; Labriformes; Labridae. The coding region runs from base 308 to 4873 and encodes 1521 amino acids. Gene Ontology annotation, biological process: negative regulation of transcription by RNA polymerase II; entrainment of circadian clock by photoperiod; circadian regulation of gene expression.
AUCAGCGCUCUAACUGCUACAGUGCUGGGCAGAGGGAGUUCAGUUUCAUUAUGUCAUUCUGCUCUUCAGCUCAGAGUUGUACGUUUGCGUAUGGGACAUUUAGGAAGACUUGAGGAUAACGCUUUAUUUCAGGGAUAUGAUGGUCUCGUCUGCUGGCUUGUUCUGCUUUGUUCAUCAAGAAAAGAGCCUCUGACUGCACCCCCACCGAGAGGGAUCAACUCCAUUUACCUCCUACUGCCAUGCACUUCAUGGCAUUGCCAUGUGGAAGGUAACUUAAUCUCCCAUAUUUUGCCCCCUGGCUCGUCCCAUGUCGGAGGACAGUGAUCCAAAGCACUACCUGUACUCAACCCUGGAGGGGUGUGAACGGAGCCGUGAAAGGGUCGGCUUCCAGGCGGAGGAAGAGGAACACUCUCCCUGUAGCUCCAUCAGCCAACUCCACCGCAUGGCCAGCAGUUACAGCGAGGGUUGUGGCAGGCAGGAUGGGGUUGAACUGGAAGCGGAGUUGGGAUUGGCCUCUGAGGGGAGCGACAGCAGCCACGAGCACCCAGCCUCACCGGGUUCCCCACAUGAUGACAGGAAGCGGGCACGCCCCCCAUUACACGAGGACGUAGAGAUGGGUGGCAGCGGCUCAAGUGGGAGUGGGACUGAAUCCCAUGGUAAUGAGUCGCAUGGCAAUGAAUCCCAUGGCAAUGAAUCUGUGGGCAGUUCCAACGGUAACGGCAAGGAUUCUGCUCUCAUGGAGUCUUCAGGGAGCAACAAGAGCUCCAACUCUCACAGCCCAUCGCCGCCAAGCAGCUCCAAUGCCUUCAGUCUGGUGAGCUCGGAGCAGGACAAUCCAUCAACCAGCGGAUGCAGUAGCGAACAGUCAGCCAAAGCUAAGACACAGAAGGAGGUCUUCAAGACCCUAAAGGAGCUCAAGAUGCACUUACCAUCAGAAAAGAGGAGCAAGGGCAAGUCCAGCACCGUCAACACGCUCAAGUAUGCCCUGCGAUGUGUCAAACAGGUGAAAGCCAAUGAGGAGUACUACCAGAUGCUGAUGAUUAAUGACAGUCAGCCACCAGGGUUUGAUGUCUCCUCCUACACUAUUGAAGAAAUCAAUAGCAUAACCUCUGAGUACACCCUCAAAAACACUGAUAUAUUUGCUGUGGCUGUCUCACUUAUCACGGGGAAGAUUGUUUACAUUUCGGACCAGGCGGCAACCAUCUUGAAUUGCAAACGUGAAGUGUUUAACAACGCCAAGUUUGUGGAGUUUUUAACGCCGCAGGACGUCAGUGUGUUCUACAGCUUCACCACACCUUACCGCCUGCCCUCAUGGAGCAUGUGCACUGGAGCAGAGUCGUCUCCCACGGAGUGCAUGCAGGAGAAAUCCUUCUUUUGCCGCAUCAGUGGUGGAAAGGAGCAUGAAGGAGAUCUCCAGUACUAUCCAUUCCGUAUGACUCCUUACCUAAUGAAAGUCCAGGAUGCUGAGCUGGGCGAGGAACAGUUCUGCUGCCUCCUGCUGGCUGAAAGGGUGCACUCUGGAUAUGAAGCACCCAGAAUCCCCCCUGACAAGCGGAUCUUCACCACAACGCACACCCCUAACUGUGUGUUCCAGGAUGUGGAUGAGAGGGCUGUUCCUUUGUUGGGUUACCUCCCUCAGGACCUGAUCGGGACCCCUGUGCUGCUCAAUUUACACCCAAGUGACCGACCACUGAUGCUAGCUGUACAUCGAAAGGUGCUGCAGUAUGCAGGUCAGCCGUUUGACCACUCCUCGAUCCGCUUCUGUGCAAGAAAUGGCGAGUACAUCACUAUCGACACCAGCUGGUCCAGCUUUGUAAACCCCUGGAGCCGCAAGGUCUCCUUUGUCAUCGGCAGGCACAAAGUUCGAAUGGGUCCUGUGAAUGAAGAUGUGUUUGCUGCACCAGCUUUUCAUGGAGGGAAGAUCAUGGACUCAGACAUCCAGGAAAUAAGUGAACAGAUACACCGGCUGCUGCUCCAGCCGGUCCAUAACAUGGGCUCCAGUGGUUAUGGCAGCCAUGGCAGCAAUGGUUCCCACGAGCAGUUGGUGAGCAUUAGUUCAUCCAGCGAAAGCAAUGGGAACAUCACAGCAAAGAAGACUGCAGAGGAGACAGGCAAGACCAAGCCUCCCAGGACGUUCCAGGAGAUUUGUAAAGGGGUUCACAUGCUGAAGAACCAGGACUCCCAGGUCGGCCUUCGUUCCCCUUCAUCUUCACCUCUACCAUCACCUUCCAAACCUGAGCUGAAGAAGGCAGCUGACAUUGUGGCUCAGAAGAGUCCAGUAGUUCGCCUGAAGGACUCGGCGCCCCCUCUACAGACUAGAGACAGUGCUGCAGCCACCAUUGAGGACUUCCCCUGUAAGGACCAGACAGUCCACUCGUACCAGCAGAUCAGCUGCCUCGAUAGUGUCAUCAGGUACCUGGAGAGUUGUAACAUCCCCAUCACAGUGAAGCGGAAGUACCAGUUCUCUUCAAACACCACCUCCUCUAACUCAGAUGAUGAAAAGAAGGUCUUAGAUGAUGGCAUGCAUGGGCCUCAGGACACAAAUCCAGACACUUUGAUGCUUGAUGCUCAGCCGGGUCUAUCAAACAUGAAAGCAUCCAAAAAGCCUCCAUCUGGAGCAGCUGCUGUGGUCGGCGGUACCCUAGCACCCCUCACUUUGCCCAGCAAAGCUGAGAGCGUAGUGUCUAUCACCUCGCAGUGCAGCUAUAGCAGCACCAUCGUCCAUGUGGGAGACAAGAAACCCCAGCCAGAGUCUGAAAUUAUUGAAGACGUGGCAGAGAGUCCUGCACCCCCACCUCUGCCUGUCAGCGUGGUGUCCCCACCCAGCCAGGAGAAGGAGGCCUACAAGCGGCUGGGGUUGACUAAACAGGUGUUGGCUGCACACACGCAGAAAGAGGAGCAAGCCUUCCUCAACCGCUUCAGAGAGGUCCAUAAUGCCAGGGCCUUCCAGAAGGACUGUUCCACAUAUCUGCACAAGCAGAGAGGUCCAGUCAUCGCUGAAGAAACAACUGGACCACGAGGCACUGCCAAACAGGGCCCCACCAGGCCAGAGACUACUGCCAAGAAAGGCAACCGUAACAGGAAGUCCAAGAAGCCCCGGAUGAAGCAUCCUGACUCAUCAGACAGUGCUAUAUCAAAUCGCAAACCCCGGCCCCCUCUGCAGGGUCUCAACCAAACGUCGUGGUCUCCUUCAGAAGCAUCCCAGUCAGCUUUUAAUGUUUCCUACCCAGCCAUGGUGCCUGCCUACCCUCUCUACCCCCCAGCACCCACUGCCCCGGCUCAGGCUCCCCGCCCUGACCCCUCUCUUUCUGCAGGAUUUGGAGAAGGUCAGAGCACUCAAGCCCCACCCACUGCCACAGCAUUUCCUGCACCUAUUGUUACACCUAUGGUGGCUUUGGUGUUACCCAAUUACCUCUUUCCCCAAAUAGGACAGUUAGGUCAAAUAGGGCAGCUGGGGGCUGCUCCAAGACCCAUGUUCUUCUCUGAGCAGACCCAGACACAACCUUCUUACACAACUCCACAACCCUUUCAGCCUCCACAGCCAGCCUACACCAUGCAAACACAGGCCCCUUUCAAUGGCCAGCAGCCGUUCCCUGUACAGACUGCUUUCACCCCCCAGCAGCCAUUCCAAACUGCUCAGACCCCCUUUUCUACCCCCCAGCCUUUCCAGGCUCCUCAGACUGCUUACACUACUCAGCAGCCUUUCCAGACCCCUCAACCUGCCUACACUACCCAACAACCCUUUGCUGCCCAGCCGUCUUUCCCAGUGCAGACUCAGUUUGUGGCUCAAGCCCCGUAUCCAGCCCAACCCUUCACCUACAGCCUUACCGCCGAGCCUCCUAAAGCCCUGGCGGCGGAGCCCCGAGAAGGAGCAGCUUCACGCUCCUCCACCCCGGCCUCUGGAGCGAGGGAGCCUGCUACAUCACCGCCACUGUUUGAGUCGCGAUGCAGCUCGCCGCUGCAGCUCAACCUGCUAAGCAUGGAGGAGGGACAGCGGUCAGUGGAAAGACAGGACAGCACAGUACCCUCAGCUGGAAUCCAGGGCAACAGUUCAGUAGCAGCAGGGGAAAAGAUGGGAGGAACAUCCAAGACAGAAAGUCUCCAACAGGUGGAUUCUCCAGGAGAUGGAGCCCACAGCGAUGGAAACUCCUCAUCCUGUGACUUGCUAGACAUCCUGCUGCAGGAGCAGGAGGACUCUCACUCUGGCACGGGAUCAGCCACCUCCGGCUCCAUGGGAUCAGGUUCUGGCUCUGGUUCAGGCUCAGGGUCAGGCUUAGGAUCCGGCUCAGGCUGUGGAACAUCAGCUAGUGGAGCUUCUGGGAGCAGAACAGGAAGCAGCAACACAAGUAAAUACUUUGGCAGUGUUGAUUCCCUGGAGCAUGAUCACAAGACGAAGGCCAAAACCAAGAUGAGAGGCGAGGGGAGCUCUGACAGUUGUCAGUCCCAGGCCCAAGUCUCAUCACAAGGGGACGGAGAUCAUUUCAUUAAAUAUGUUCUUCAAGAGCCACUCUGGCUGCUCAUGGCCAAUGCUGACGACAAAGUCAUGAUGACGUAUCAAAUGCCAUCCAGGGAUAUCCAGAGGGUUCUGCGGGAGGACAAGGAAAGGUUAAGGCAGAUGCAAAAGAACCAGCCUCACUUCACCUCAGACCAGCGGCGAGAGCUUGUGGAGGAGCACCCCUGGAUGAGGAGGGGAGGUCUACCAGCUGCUAUCAAUGUCAAGGAAUGUGUGUACUGCGAAGACGCGGCAGCUCCAAUUGAGGAGGAUCUGCCAGACAUGGACAUGAGUGAGCUUGGUGAGGAGCUGCGCCAAGAGGACCAGAACACCCAGAGCCAAUCAGAGGCUUCUCAGCCUCAACAGGAAGCUGGCUCCUGAACUCACAGACACUAACAGCCAGCAGGGGGAGACACUGCACCUGCUAAAGACCCUCAUGAUAAACACACUCACACGUGCACAUUCUGGAUGUGAAACAAACAGCUAUGUGCCUGACCAUCCUCACCAACACAAAUACACUCACAACAUGAACUCAUCUGAACUCUGUGUUGUUGUUGUUGUUGUGAUACGAGGAUGCGUGACGCUCAUGUGUUCAUGUGUGUGAAGCAGGACGGCUUCAUUUUAGCCAGCUCGCACACACCCACACACCAGAUCCAGGGCCCAGUCCCUGUGGAUGGAGAACUUUGGCCUCUGUGAUGAACUUUUAUUUAAUUGUUUUAUGUCGUCUUCUUCUUCAAAGGCAGAUAUGUGCUGUCAGUUAAUUUAACCAAACAAAUGAAAAUGUUCUCAACCUGCAGCCCAGCUCUGCUAUUUGAACUUAGGCCACCAGACAUUGUCUUUUAUUCUUUCUUCUUAUGUCUCAUGGUCCCGUUCAAGCCCCAGGACCCCUUUUGUGUCCCAGUAAGGAACUUUGUACAAUAGUAGAGGUGCUCAUUGGAUUAUGUAGGCAAGGUAGAAGGGCAUGGACCAGCACUUUUGUUCCACUGAAGAGUUUUUAUCCCGUGAUUCUUCUCAGACCAGAGCGUUUUUCAGCAGAGGAGGCACUUUACUCAUCAGCCAACAAAACGUCAUGUGGGCUUUUUCUGUUGAAUUUUCUCAAAAGUGACAAUCUGACUUAGUGCAAGGUGUUCAUAACUUAAUAUCUUAUUUAUUUUCUACCAAAUAAUCUAUCUCUUAUAGAUGUUAGUUUACAUUGAAGCCAAAGCUACACAGCUACAGACAUGUUUGUUUAAAAAACACUCAAUGUUUAAUUCUACAAACUGGCGCUGGUUUCUUUAUCUUAUCUGUCCCGUGUUGUUCACCAAUGUAAGCCUCAAAACAGCAUGGUGGCUUUGGGAAGUGGAGCAUUGCGUUGUUACAUGGUGCUUUUUGAAAUCUGAAAAUGGAUGCAUGAAAACAGAAGUAAACAGGAUGAUGGUUUAAAAUCUGAGGCUGCAAUCUUUGAGAUUUCUUUUUCCUUAUCUCUUGCAGAAAUCUCUUUUUCAAGGCAGCCUUGUAAGCUGCAAACUAUUGAAAAAUGUUCUUUUUAUAGUCAAUAUGGUGCAGCUCUACUACAAAGUGUCAUUUUUAGACCAAAUCAGUGCUGUUUCAUGGGUUUAUAAACCAUGCACUCUUCCCUUUUCUUCUCUUUUCCAGUUAAAAUAGCUCGCCACACUUCAUCUGCUUUCACUCUUGGAGAUUAUGUAACAUUACUCGUAUAUUCCAUGCACAAACAGCGAGGCUGUGAAUGAAAAGCCUUGACUGUUGUUUGUGCUGAAGUUCACCACAGAGAUCGGUAUUAAAGCAUCAGCAUUGAAGUCUAAGAGUUUGGUGGAAACACAACAUUACAGUUGUAACAAACUAGGGGACCAUGAUGCCUCAGUGACCGUCUUUGGUUCCCUGGGUUACAUAGGAAGUGGUGACAGUGAGUCCUUCGUUAUCUUAAAGUAUUCAGAAGAGCGCGGUCCACAUCGUCUGGUCGAGGUUAUCGGCACAAGAACUGGGAACAACUCCUGUGCUACAGCAGAGACACUGUUGGGGCAGGGUUUGUGAAUGUAACACAGACUGGACCAAGAGCAUCUUGCUGGCUUAGUUUGUCUUCAUGUUGUUGUUUUUUUUCAUCCAAAUGUCAGAACAUUUUUUUUAAUUAUUAUUAUAUUUUUUUAUGUUUCUUCUUCUGUGUGUUUUAUUUUAUUUGUUUGACAUCAGUAAGAGUUUUUGAGAGUCAUCGGGGACAGCCCCUACCUCCAUAAAUCCCAGGUCAUGUUGAUAGCAGCACAGAGUGCGUGAACGAAUGUGGGCUAAGCAUAGGGUCGGAUACUUGAGUGAUUCCUGUGAGUGACAGGCAUGUGCACAGAGAGGAUGUGUGCCUGUCAAUGAAAACAGUCUGUCUUUUGUCUCUUUUCUGUGCAAAUCUUGAAGGGGGGGCCUCCAACACUCACCUGUGUAUAAAUUAUUAUAAAUGAAAGAAUGUAGUCAAAUACAGUGUAAAUGGUCAGUCUAAGGUGGAGAAAGAUGCUGCAUUAGUUCCUAAAACUUGCCUUUUUCAUAGGAGAGGGAAUCGUUUUAAUGACUUGUACACCUGUUGGCUGUUGGAAGCACCCUGACCUGUAAAUGCAUCCACACGGUACCAGCACAUGAUGCUGCGUAUGGUCAUGUAAAUUUUGUUUCAUUGCCACUGUAUGAGUCUGUGCUAUAUGAAACUAGCACAGGUCUGUGCAUUUUUGUAGGUAAUAAGAUGUGUUGUUUGAGACAUGAAGAUUAUGUUGUAAUAAAAAUACUGAAAUAUAA